Molecule: messenger RNA, 825 nt
Organism: Gambusia affinis (western mosquitofish)
Lineage: Eukaryota; Metazoa; Chordata; Actinopteri; Cyprinodontiformes; Poeciliidae
Product: odorant receptor 131-2-like
Exons: 2
Coding region: 1-825 (274 amino acids)
Biological process (GO): G protein-coupled receptor signaling pathway
Cellular component (GO): membrane
Molecular function (GO): G protein-coupled receptor activity
Source: RefSeq, a predicted model, not a curated record
AUGGUGCCCUACAGCGUGAUGGUGGAGAGCAUUGUCACAACUGGAACCUCAGUUUCAUUUUAUGUUCUUCUAUAUAACCUCCUUGUUUCAGAUUCUGCUCAGCUUUCAGUGACUCAGGUCCUGUUUCUCCUUGCUCUGUGUCGAGUUAGAUUAACGUAUGCCGUUUGUGGUACCAUCACUACUGUGGCCAAUCUCACAUCAGGAAUUUCUCUUCUGACACUGGUGAUAAUGUCUUUGGAGAGAUUUGUGGCUGUUUGUUACCCACUGAGGCACGCUUCCAUUAUCACCAUCAAAAACACAGCAGUGGCCAUUGUGGCAGUCUGCGCUGUCAGUUCACUAAAUAAUGUCACUAGAAGUCUGUUUUUGAUAGAAUACCCAUAUGAAACGUUCGGGAAAGUCUUGAUGAAAGACUAUUGCACAUACGUUGGCUGGAUUCCCAAUUCGCUGUCUGAUUAUUAUGACAAAGCAUACAACGCUGUGGUAUUUGUUUCAGCCGGUUUGACUGUAAUUUCCUCGUAUACUGGAGUUGUAAUAGCAGCCAGGGCAGCUUCUGCAGAUAAAGCAUCUGCCCUGAAAGCUCGUAAGACACUUCUGCUGCACCUGGUUCAGCUCUUCCUCAGUCUGUCUUAUACCCUUUACUACCCACUGCUCUCAGCUCUUGCAAAGAUUGUACGAAGGAUAGUAUUUGUAUGGGUCCGGGAAGUUAUUUAUGUGCUUUUUAUCAUCUUACCCAGAUGUUUGACUUCUUUAAUUUAUGGCCUGAGAGAUCAGACCAUCAGACCUGUUCUAUUGCACUAUCUAUUUUGCAGAUGGAAACUCAGUUGA